AUGUUACUCGCUGACUCUCUCAUUCGAUUUUUACAGAGAUUAAGUUUAAUUCUUUUGUUAACAACUAUCAGUAUUCCUCUAUGGUAUGGCUCAACUAAUUCUCAAUAUAUUUUCAUACGUGUUGUACAUUCCCUACUGACAGUAAAACAUUCUUUCAUAUCUGAUGCAACUCGACCAACAUUGAGUACGGAAUUUCGUGCGUUUGAAAAUUUAAUUCGUAUUCGGCCAAUUCCGAAAUAUGAUCCAUUAGCCGAUGCUCUUACUUUACUGAAAGAUAUGCGUACGAAAUCUGUGAUAUCUGAUCUCAUUCCCAAGCCAUCGCAAUGUCGAAUUGCCGAGGAAAUCUUUGAACACAAUGGACAUUCUGUCGAAACUUACUGGAUUGACAAUUCGAUUCGAAAGUCUCGAAAACAUUCCGAUAAAUUAUUUCUUUUCUUACACGGCGGCGGAUAUUUAAUCGGAAAUAUUCAUAGCUACAGUGGUUUCGAAUGCGAAUUAUCCCGAAUAUUCAAUGGGACAAUUCUCCAUGUGGAAUAUCGUCUUAGUCCUGAACACCUUGUUCCUGCUGCUGUCAAGGAUACAGUAUCAGUUUAUCAAAGUUUGCUUCGUCAGAAUAUUUUACCAUCGCAGAUUAUUUUGAUUGGUGAUUCUGCUGGUGGUGGUCUCGCACUUCUCACCGUUCAGACUCUAAUUGCACAAAAUGAGCAAUUACCAUGUGGUGUCAUCGUUUUAUCACCAUGGACAGAUUUGUCUGCGUCCGGUGACAGUUUUCAUCGUAAUCGUGAAGCUGAUUUGUUAUUUACUCAUGAUGAUGUUCGCUGGGUUACCGCGCAAGUCUUGAAUCUCAAUCAAUCUGCGAAUGAUCCUCACUACAGUCCGUUGUUUGGUUCGUUCAAAGGAUUUCCACCGAUGUAUAUCAAUGUAGGUACAAGUGAAUUGCUGUAUGAUGAUUCAAAGCGAGUUUUUCUCAAGGCAAAGGAAGCAUAUGUGAAUGUAACAUUUGAAGAAGGUUUGCAUAUGAUGCAUAUCUAUCCAAUAUUUUUUUCAUUUUUUCCCGAAGCACAAAUAACAUUGAACAAUAUUAAUCGUUGGAUACAAAGACUUUCUCAAGGAAAUUAA
Molecule: messenger RNA, 1119 nt
Organism: Adineta ricciae
Lineage: Eukaryota; Metazoa; Rotifera; Eurotatoria; Adinetida; Adinetidae
Source: the annotation of a GenBank genome assembly